Molecule: messenger RNA, 2608 nt
Organism: Hippocampus zosterae (dwarf seahorse)
Lineage: Eukaryota; Metazoa; Chordata; Actinopteri; Syngnathiformes; Syngnathidae
Product: C-type lectin domain family 4 member G-like
Exons: 6
Coding region: 1467-2537 (356 amino acids)
Source: RefSeq, a predicted model, not a curated record
GUCAGCUGGGAUGGGGUCCAGGGCCCUGCAAACCUGAACAGGAUUUGCAGUUAUACAUAAUGGAUGGGUUGAUUAUUUUUACAUAAAAUAAUUAACAUAUGUGAUGCUUCAUCAUCCAUUCAGAUAUUUACGAGGCAAAGUUAUGUACUGUUCUGAAGCUGCUGUGUGUCAUUUGCCUUAGGUACUGGGCCGAUGGAGAAUCAAGUGAUGACGUUCAUCAGGACUGUGCAGCUUUGUAUAGCACAGAAAAUGUCUUCACUGCUUGGAUUAGCAUUGGCUGUAUAAACAGCGGUAAAUGGAUUUGUGAAAAAUCCCCACGUAAUCCUCAGUGAAAAAAAACAGUCCCACCCUCCUUGGAUAUUUCCGUGAACAGUAAACAUCUAGAUUUUGAAUGUGAAAACAUUCCAGAGAUAUAGACAUUUUUUUCCAUUGAAGCAACCAAAAUGACUAUGAGGAAAUGUUCUACACUGUUGUGCAGACUGUACUACAAAGUAAUAGGUGAUUGCAAUAAAUAUCAUUCAGUCUUUUUCCAUAUUACAUGCCCUCAUUAGGGUCACAAAUGAGCUGUGGCGUAUCCCAGAUUACUGAGCGAGAGGCGGGGUGCAGCCUGGAAUGGUUGCCUUCAAUAGCCGGGCACACACGUACAUUUUUUUUUUCAUCAGCGCUAACGGGGGCACACUUAGAACUGCUCACUUCCUAGCCAGACGUAACACAAAAACAGUCAUUUUAAGGACAAAGUAUGUGUAUUUUUAAUGCUGAGAUGCAAGAACCGCUCCCCAAUUCCAGAGGCUUUGAAGCAAAGAAAAAUUAACCAAUUAUGUUAUUCCCUUGCUCUCCUGCAUAAUAAUUGACAUUCUGUUUUCACAAAAAUCAACUCACAAUACAUAUUUUACGGCUGUAUGUUUGCCCCGCAUGUAAUUCAACAGCCCCAAAUGAAAAAGCUGUUCAUUAUGUGAACAUAGUGCAGUAUAGGGCAAUAAAGACUGUGCACAAUGCAUCCCUUCUGCAUCAUCACGGGUGCCACCGUACACGACCCAUUUUGAGUAACUCCCCAUGCACUUCAAAUGAAUUGUUAAUUGUUCUUGUGAAGAAAAAAAAGUGUUCUUUGUGUACUUUUGAGAUCAGUGUUGUAGUGGCGACUUGACUUGGUUGAAAUCUUUCAUGGCUGAUAGACACAAUUUUUAUAGACCAAAUUUCAUUCUGGCUUUGGGCCACAAACCAUUGUCGCUUCUCUGAUGGCCUAAGUACACUAUUGGAUUUGGAAGUGCGCUUGGUUGAUGUCAUCCAUCUAGUGGUGAACACUGUUAUGACAAAACAGUUCUACUACAGUACUGAAAAUGUUUUUAAUUCCAAAAAUUAAUCAAGGGCCACCCUGAGCGUGUGUGUGGGCCGCCAGUUAGCCGUUUCCAUAGUGCUAACACAGCAGCAAAAAAAAAAAGUUUCUUACUGUUGCUUUAACGCAUCUCAUGGCAAAACACACCCACACACACACACAAAUCUUAUCACCAGUUGACCAGAUCAAUAUGCACCACUCGCACAAAAGUACAAUGGAGAACAUUCAGUCGCAGCCAGACCAAGGUGUGGAAACUUCUGAGGAGCAAGAGACUUUGGAAGAAUUUCACACACAUCGGCAUUCGCCCUCUCAGAAAUUUCAACAAGGAAUCUUUAACCCAGCAAAACAUUAUCAAGGUACCGGUAUGUUUAUAGCAGGAGCUGGAUCUUGGAUUCCACAGCACAAGGUGACUCUUCUGCUUCUGGGCCUGCUCAAUGCUGUUCUACUCAUAACUGCUGUUGUCCUCACCAUUUACUGUGCCAACGCCAAUGAAGAUCACCUUCUGACUCCCCAUUCGGCUGUCUCGUCCCUCAUCAUCGAGCGUAAUUAUCUUCGCAACCACAGUAACAUCAUCAAAGCGUGGAAAGAUGCGGAGGAAGCAUUAGUCAGAGAGAAGACGAGUCAGGUUCAGCUGAAACUGCAACUGAAACAGCAGACGAAACUGGGUGACACCUUUCGCAGCCAAAUUGAAAUACUUCAAAAAGAAAAGGCUGAGUUAGAGGCGACAAAAGCUAUUACUGAGCAAAACUGUGGUAGAUGUCCAUCAGGAUGGACCCUUCUUAAAUCAACCUGCUAUUAUUUUUCCCUCCCUGAGCCCAAUGCCAAAAAAAACUGGCAAGACAGCAGAGCAGACUGCAUUGGGCGAGGCGGGGACCUUCUCGUGAUCAAGAACCUGCAGGAACAGACACUUAUAAGUGAUAAUAUUCCAAAAGCGAGCUCCAGUUCAGGUUUGUGGUGGCAGAAUGGAUUCUGGAUGGGUCUACAAGACACCGAGUCACGGGGAAAAUGGACAUGGAUAAACAACACGACUGCCAUUGAAACAGGGUACUGGAGGAAUAACCAGCCCACCACCAUUGGACUUCAGACUGGGCACUGUGCAGCUUUUAUUUACUUUACCGACGCCACAAAAACAUGGUACAAUGGAAACUGCCAGGACCAUCUGUACAACUGGAUAUGCGAGAUGGAGACAAAGCCCUUUGAGUAGAACUGAACGUAAUCAUGCUCAUGCAAAAUGUCCAAUAAACCUAAGCGCAUAAAAGCCCCAAAUGUAAUCCA